Molecule: messenger RNA, 1672 nt
Organism: Mauremys mutica (yellowpond turtle)
Lineage: Eukaryota; Metazoa; Chordata; Testudines; Geoemydidae
Exons: 4
Coding region: 284-1594 (436 amino acids)
Source: RefSeq, a predicted model, not a curated record
GAUCUGCAGCAGCCCGGGGGUUAAAGGGACAUGGAUUGCAGUGCUCAGCGUUCGUCCCACCCUAGUGAUCUGAGCACAGGCCCGGGAGCCAGGAACUCCUGGGUUCCAUUCCUGCCUCUGACACUGAUUCGCUGAGCGACUUGGGGGCUAGUAGCACUGUGCCUCAGUUUCCCCACGGGGCUGGGCGAGGAUAUCUUCGUGGUCCUGGUGUGGAGCUGAGAAUCCCGAGCACACCGCGCUGGACCUCGUCACGGCUGGAGCCCGGCGCAGUGAUACAGCCACCAUGGAAGGGGAGCUGGUCAUAGAAGAUAUCGAAGAGUUGGACAUAGAAAAGGACAAACACAUGGAGAUGACGUCAACUGACAGCCAUGACGACGGCAUUGGGGUGCCGGUGCUAAACCUCAGCGGAGAGGGGGAGGAGGAGGCCUCGCCCGAAGCAGGCCACCCCAUGGUCCCAAAGGCUCCAGGGGAACAUCUGCCCUGGGUCCAGAACGUUGACAGCCUGGAGCGCCUCAUGAAACUGAUGUGCGACCUCUUGGACGCGGUGUGGACUUUGGGGGAGCAGACCAGAAUCGUGGCUGCCGAGCAGAACGCCGGCUCUGACUCGCCAGCCAGCUGCUGGGGCUCGGAAGAGGGAGUCCCUGAGGCAAAGGGUGCAGAGCCGGCCACACGCUCGCCGUCUGGGACCUCAACCAAAGAGGCCCUGCUGGCCACAGAGGAUGAACCGCAAGCCAGCCUAGCGAAGACCCUAGAGCCCGGGGACCAGAGGAGCUACAACGUCAUCAGGUGCCUGAUAGGGGGAAAGAGCCAUUCCAGAGGUGAAGAUGACACAGAGGGUGGGUAUGAGCGGGACCAGCAGGGGGCGACAGCAUCACCCGGCGUGGAUAAGAAGAUUUUGCCUGAGACCGAUUUCAAUCAGCCGAGAGAGGACGGGGACCUUCUGCUGCAGGAGGGAUGGGGCAGCCUGUGGGUUAGAGACGAGGAAGUGCCACCCUCGUCAGGUAGGGCUUCCCGGUCCUUCCCUCCAAGAGGCAUCACCUUCUCCUGGCUGACCAGCUGUCCCAGCUUGGAUUUCCCUGGAGCACAGCAGUUCAAUCCCUCAUCUGAAACCUCUCACAAGACAAGGACAGAGCCUGGGCCCAGCGGGUGGCUUCGUCCCAACCCUGCCUGUCAGCUCUGCAACGAUGACACAAUUCAUCGCCUGGGGGGCUUCAGGAUCUUCGGACCCCCUGACUUGAAGGGGCUGGAGGAGGAGCUAAGGCAGACGCUCAGCAGCUGUCACAAGUGGGGAGCAGACACACAGGGGACCGUCUUCUCCAAGGCAAAGAGGGUCUUUUCUAAUUAUUGCCUCUGCCCUUCCGGGGACUCCAGGGCACAGGCCUUAGCAAGAAAGGCUGUUCUCCGGGAGAGCGCAGUGGCUGCCAUUCAGAAGAAGACACUGGUCAGCACCAUGCCCUCAGCCCACCUGAGAUGCUCACCCGCCCUCCAGGCUACGACCUCUCAGCACAAGCAUGGGGAUUUCUCUCCAUUGUUCCUCCAAUGGGCUCUCCAGAAGCUGAAGAUGUUGGUUAAAAAGACAGCCCCCAAAUCCUAGCUGAGACGCUCCUUCCCACAGAUGGCUGCCACCUCUAUUAAAAGAUCAGCCCCACCAUUAAAGUGAAUGAUCUCCUGU